Molecule: messenger RNA, 5001 nt
Organism: Chelonia mydas (Green sea turtle)
Lineage: Eukaryota; Metazoa; Chordata; Testudines; Cheloniidae
Gene: TMEM209
Product: transmembrane protein 209
Exons: 15
Coding region: 1220-2935 (571 amino acids)
Cellular component (GO): membrane
Source: RefSeq, a predicted model, not a curated record
GUGGGGACCGGUGCGGGGGAGCCUGGUGCCGCCGGCUCCGCACGCGGGCGGGGUGAGUGUUGGGAGACGGGGGCUUCCGGCCCCCUUCGCGCCAUGGGGCGACCCCCUCCGAGCCGGCUGCUCGCUGGAGGGGGAGGGGCUGGGGGAGAGGCUCUGCCCCCCCGCUCCCCAUUGCCCCUGGGUCGGGUCUGUGCCCCUCCCCCCACGGGGAGCGCCGGGUGGGCCCCGCGUGCGGUGUCGUGCCCGGCGCUGCCGGCAGCAGCCGUUAACCUCCCUGGCGCGGGCACAGCCGCCGUGCUGGGCACCCCCCGUGAAGUGGGGGCUGAUCUGUCGCCGGCGCUCCUUCGUAGUGGCGACUAAUGUCCCUGGUGUAGACGCAGCCUCUGGCCUGGCCUCCCGCUCAGGAAAGUGGGGCUGAUCCGCUGCCCCCUGGCAGCGGUGGCUAAUGGUCCCUAGUGUAGACACAGCUGUGCAGUGCAGAGGGGCCCAGCUGGUCUGCACAUCCCAGGGGUGUCCUGCAGAUUGGCCAGCUCUGGGAAACAGGAAGCACUGUCUUACAGUUAUUGUGCUCAAGAGUCCCAGUCAUGGACCAAGGCUCCAUUAUGUCAGGUGCUGUAUAAACGGAACAAAAAGACCGUCUCUGUCCCAAAGAAUUUACAGUCUAAGGCCUGGUCUACACCUAAAACUUAGAUCGACCUAGCUGCAUUGCUCAAGGGCGUGCAAAACUCCCCUAGGAGAUGUAGGUAAACUGACUACGUCCCAUGGUAGAUGCUGCUAGGUUGACAGGAGAGUUAUUCUGUCAACCUAGUUACUGCCUCUCAGAGAGAUGGGUUUACCACAGUGAGGCAAAACCCUUAUGUGACUGUAGCAAGUGUCUGAGACAAGAGAUAAUACAUAGAUACAGACAGAGCAGGGAGUACCAGAAACAGGGAGCUACGGCAACACUGAAAAGUUAAGUCAACUGAGCAGCGUCGCUCAGAGGUGAAAAAUCCACACCACUGAGCAAUGUAGGCAAGCAGACCUAACCACCAGUGUAGGCAGUGCUAGGUCAACCUAGUUACUGCCUUUCAGGAAGGGGAUUAACUAUGGUCAUGGGAAAACCCAUCCCGUCACUCUACUGAAUGGCUGCACUGAAGCUUGUCGUUCUGCUGCUGUAGUGUUUCAAGUGUAGACCAACCCUGAGACAAAAUUGGUCAGUGUGAUAUGCAGUGGCCUCAGCAUGCCAGCAGCCUAUCUUGUCAAGUGUUUGAUGAUGCAGGGGGAACAGAGUCCAGCUACUUCCCUCAUUGACAGAACCAUCAAGAUGAGGAAGGAGACUGAAGCCAGAAAAGUGGUUUUGGCUUGGGGACUCCUUAAUGUGUCAGUUGCAGGCAUGAUUUAUACUGAAAUGACUGGAAAACUGAUAAGUUCAUAUUAUAACAUUACAUACUGGCCACUGUGGUAUAUUGAACUUGCACUUGCAUCUUUGUUCAGUCUGAAUGCCUUAUUCGAUUUCUGGAGGUAUUUCAAAUACACUGUGGCACCAACUAGCUUAGUUAUGAGUCCUGGACAGCAGACCCUUCUUGGGCUUCAGAAUGCAUCUGUACAAACAACUCCGCCCCGUGAGCUAGUGACCAAGAAAGUCCCUUCUUCAACACCUUCUCCUCCCAUCCAGGGUCAGAGCGUGCUGAGUUACAGCCCAUCCCGCUCACCUAAUACCAGCCCAAAGUUUGCCACUGGUUGCAUGACUGGGUACAGCCCUCAGCUACAGGCUUUGUCAGGCGGCAGCAGUUCUUAUAGCACUGCUGUGACCUACUCACCAAACGGCAACUACAGUAAGGUAUCCAGCUUCAGUCCCUCCCCUGGUGGCUCACCAUACCCCACCAGCAUUGGACCAGUGGAAAGCAGCGGGCUGAGGUCUCGGUACCGUUCUUCGCCAACUGUGUAUAACUCGCCUAUUGGCAAAGAAGAUUACAUGACAGACCUAAAGUCCCUGGACAGCUUCCUUCAAAGUGAAGAAGAGAAGCAACAUCGAGUUCAGCUGGGGAGUUCAGAUUCCAGCUCUCCUUCCAGCAGUCCGACUCUUUGGAACUACAGCCGUUCCAUGGGAGACUAUGCACAAAUGCUGAGGAAGUUCCAGUACCAGCUGGCCUGCAGGUCCCAAGCCCCAUCAGCACACAAAGAUGAAGCUGAUCUGAGCUCUAAGCAGGCUGCAGAAGAGGUUUGGUUGAGGGUGAUAAUGAAUCGACAAUUACUCAAUCAUGUGGACUCAUGGACAGCUAAGUUCAGAAAUUGGAUUAACGAGACUAUUUUAGUGCCACUUGUGCAAGAGAUUGAUUCUGUGAGCACUCAGCUGAGAAGAAUGGGGUGUCCAGAGUUGCAGAUUGGAGAAGCCAGUAUUAGCAGUCUGAAACAAGCUGCUCUUGUUAAAGCUCCACUCAUCCCGACACUGAACACUAUAGUGCAGUACCUGGACCUUACACCAAACCAGGAAUAUUUGGUUGAAAGAAUCAAAGAGCUUUCUCAGGGAGGAUGCAUGAGUUCAUUCCGAUGGAACAGAGGAGGGGACUUCAAGGGCCGUAAAUGGGAUACUGAUUUGCCCACUGAUUCUGCUAUCAUUAUGCACGUGUUCUGCACUUAUCUUGACUCCAGGCUGCCUCCUCACCCAAAAUAUCCUGAUGGCAAAACAUUUACCUCACAACACUUCAUUCAAACACCAGAUAAGCCAGAUGUUUCAAAUGAGAAUGUUAUUUGCAUCCACCAGAGCACCAUCAACCCUCCCCACUAUGAGCUUAUCUACCAGUGCCAAGUUUACAACUUACCCAAGGGCAGAAACAACAUGUUCCAUACCUUGCUUAUGUUCCUGUGCAUCAUAAAGACAAAAGAAUCUGGGAUGCUCGGGCGAGUAAAUCUUGGCUUAUCAGGGGUGAAUGUUCUGUGGAUCUUGGGAGACUAGUACAUCAUUGUUCACUGUGGAUGGCCUCCCCCUUCACAAAGUGAGAAACAAUCUCUGAGAUAACUGAACAGAUUAUUACACUUGUGCCUUGAACAUAAACCUACAACGAUGUACUAGUGUGAUAUCCUUGUGAACAUAGGAUAUGUUUGCAUGAGAACAUACUUCCAGCACUGAAAUACUCCUACCAGCUCUUUUGCGCAAAGACGUCUCUUUACAACUUCCCACCUUUACAAGCCCUACUUUAAAAGCCUUCACCAUUCUUCUGGCUGAGUUGCCCUCCAGAGGCCACCACUGCUGAUAGUGGAAUUAGAAGCAACUCAACGGUACCCCUGCCAGCUUGGGGAAUGAAUUGUGAGCCCUCAUCUGCGUGGCAGGGUAGAAUACUACAGUGCAACUUGGACUGCCCUACUAAGGUUGUACACUGCUGCUUGGUACUUGUUACUUCAGUACUGCCACUUGACAAAUCAGUCACUGCAAGUGUGGCCAAGUGCAAGAUCCACAUGCACCGGGAAAUGCCACAUAAUCAGGAUUCUCUUCGGCUCAUGCAGAAAGGCUUGUGGCUAUCCAUCAUUGGAGUACCAGUGUAGUGGGAUUUUGUGGCACCACCACACUUUUAAAGUGACUGCACUGUAGGUGUAAGUGAAAGAAAACUUCAGACCCUACACACCAGUUAGACUAUAUUCUUAUGGAUCUUUUUUUUUAAAACAAAAUAACCCAAUAUCUCUUAAACUUGAGUGUGUUUGGGGCAACAAAAUGUUGCUGAUGUCUUGACUUUAGUUGAAGUCUUGCCCUAACUUCGUUUAUUUUUUAAAAAGUUCUCGCAUUAGUAUUUCUGGUAUUAAUCCCCUAUUUUUAGAGGUGUUUGAGCUGUAAAAAUUUACUCUAAAAUGGAAUGUAGCUUCAGUGUGUCUGCAUAAGAACAAAAUUUUUACACUUAAAUCAGGAUGUCAUAGGAGUCCAAAGGGGCAUCCUCUCCUCCACGCCCCCAUAGCCCCACGUUGCUGGGAAUUUCAUCAUAACCAAGGACAAACAGAUGCAACUUGACCAGCGUUAGUCACUGGAGGGACUUGAGGCUCUGCUGGUGUUUCCUGCCUGGGGCAGAUAGCAAUGACCCAGAAGCAAGAAUCAAAUUUAUGACUUGAACUCCUGUCCUGUAUGGGUGGCAUGUCACUUUAGAUCCUCAGGCCAACCAACACCUUACUUUGAGAAAAAAGACCUGUUCUGCUCUUUAUGACAAGUAUUUACAAUGGUGGGGUGUCCCUGGAGAACCCAGCAUGGUUUUUUUUACAGUUAUAUAAGCAAUUGCUCUGCAAUGUAGACUAGUUGCUCUCUGGAAUAAUUUGAGUUAAACUUGUUUUAAACAAAAUGGAUUCCUACAUGUAUGCCAAGGUUUUUUCCUAUAGGGAUAAAGGAUACAUUGCAAAUCCUGGUAACCAGGGAAUUUUAAAAAUGUGUGCUAUAGGGUUCUUUUUAAAAAUAUAUAUAUUGUGGGGACCAUUUCAGAAGCCCUCUGGUAAGGGUAAUGUUAAGGGUCCUCCUGUUUCUUUCAGUCUCUUGUCAUCAGGUAUGACGUUAAGGCAGGGUGGCCUACUUAAUUUUACCCUUUCAACCCACAAUAACCGGAAAAUUGAGACCACAAUGUCACUGUGUUAAACUGCCAACGAUGAUGCUCUGUAGAACCCUGCUUGAAGUAUUCCUCCAGGAUUCAGUAAAAGAGCUGGCUGGUUAGACUUGUGAAGAAUACACAAGGUUUGUAUUGGUUUUACAAUGACUACACUCUUUUGUACUGUGUUCAGUUUUUACUGAACUGUGGAUUGCCUGCCUAGAUGAGCAGGUGGGGAGGGGUUUGGAAAUGUCAUUUUUAGUAUGCUCAGCACAAUUACCAUUCAUGAUCUCAGUUGGACUGUUCGGUAUUUUUAAUGCAUGAGCCUAACUUAUUGCCAUUGUCUGUCAGAACUGCAUCUUACUCUACCACUUCCCCCAGGAGGUAUGAAUUUUUUCCUGGAGAUCAGACUGUUAACAAUGGUUAAUCUGGUGCCUGUAUUAAAUGGGUUCAUUUGGUUAAA